UUAAUCAUAUAGAUUAUAGAUUUUAUGUUAUCUAUUCAAAAAAAGAAAUGUAUCCAAAGAAGAUUAUUAAAAAAAUACCAGGGGAUAUACCACCGCCAACAAAAAAGGAGAAUCAAGGACAUAUUGAAGAUUUAGCUAACAAAUCAAAGAUAGAAUUAGAAGAACUUUUAGAUCGACAGAAUAAAAUGCUAACAAAUAGAAAAUUUAUUUCGAUACUUCCUGAUAAAGGGGAAAAGAUCAUAGCAUUUCGAGAUAAAUUAUUAAACAUACUCAAUUAUCAGAAAGAAAUAGAUAAAGCAGCUGUAUUUCUAUCAAGAUUGAAUAUAGCAUCCGAAGGAAAAGCAGCAAUGAAUGAAUUAGAAUGGACAGGUUCUUAUACCAAAGAAAUUCAUAAAAAUAAAAUCAUUGAAUUGGAUAGUGAUGAUGAAGAAGAAGAUCCAUUAAAAAUUUUAGCACAACCUACAGGAACUGGUGUACAUAAAAAGAAAAUUAUACCUUUACAACCAAUGGAAUCAUUAAUAAAACCAGAAGACUUAAAGGAAAUUGCAUCUUUUGAAAAUGAAACAUCUGCAGAACCAAUACAUGUAAAAUAUGUUAUUGAUAAAGUUGAAAAAUCUCAGGAAAAAAAUCAAUUAAAAAAGGAACCAUUUAAACCAUAUAAAACUAGUAAGAGUAAUGUUCAUGAUCCAGAGAAGGAGAAAGAAAGAAAAUAUACAAAAUAUUGGGAAAUUACUGCUGCUACUCCACCUCAUAUAGUACAUGGUGCUAUAAAAUCUUUAAGUUUGAAUGAAUCUUUACAAUUGCAAAGAGAACAUGUAAAAAAGUUACAGGAAAUGCAAGCGAAGCACGCAGCAGAACGAUUAACGCAACAACUAGGUUUGCAUAAUAUUGGUUAUAUACCAGAGAAUGUAGGUGAUUAUCGCGUACAUAAAGCUAUAAAGGAGGAUAGUUCUUCUAGUUCUGAAAGUGAAGAAGAAGAAGUACAUGACGAAGAAGAUAAUGAUAAAAGAGGAACUAUUGUUUAUACAAUAGAUUCUAUUAAAAGUUAAAUACAGGAUCAAUUAAAAAAUAAUUAUAGACACGAAAACCAUAAGUUUAACGUUGCAAAAACAAGUUGAAUGUAAUUGUACAGUUUGUUUCAUUCUGUAAAUAAAUACUGUAGAAAAUAUUGUAUAUAUGUAUGAUAAAUUUAAAAAAUAUUUAUAUUUAAAUAUUAAAAAAUUAAAAUAAUUUAAUAUCUUAUCAGUUCUUGGAACAUAUCUUGCGAAAACCUAAGAAUAUCUUCAUUUUACUUUAUUUUAUUUAAAAUUCUAAAUUUAGGUGAAGAAAGGAUAAAAUUUCCAUAUUUAUAACUUUUAUUUUAUUUUAGUUGUAUAUCAAUUGUAGCCAAAAUUGUUAAUGAUUUCUGUGUAUGGAGCUGCAGCUCUAGCAACAGAUGCUCCAGCCUGUUUUGUGAGUUUCUGUAAUUAAAAAAUUAGUUAAACAUA
Vespula pensylvanica (western yellowjacket) is the source of this 1487-nucleotide messenger RNA. RefSeq names its product DNA-directed RNA polymerase II subunit GRINL1A (gene Polr2M). Lineage: Eukaryota; Metazoa; Arthropoda; Insecta; Hymenoptera; Vespidae. The transcript has 5 exons. Gene Ontology annotation, cellular component: nucleus. Gene Ontology annotation, molecular function: transcription elongation factor activity. The record is from RefSeq and is a predicted model, not a curated record. Gene Ontology annotation, biological process: transcription elongation by RNA polymerase II. The coding region runs from base 48 to 1049 and encodes 333 amino acids.